Messenger RNA from Closterium sp. NIES-65, 2106 nucleotides. NCBI's taxonomy places the organism in Eukaryota, Viridiplantae, Streptophyta, Zygnematophyceae, Desmidiales, Closteriaceae. The record is from the annotation of a GenBank genome assembly.
AUGCACCGACAAUAUGUGCCCCUCGACUCCACCAAGGGGGGCAAGUCCUCCGCUGCAGUGCUGGUGGUGGCGAUGAUCGGCAGUGUCGCCAUCCUCGUUAUCUCCGUGUUCAUCGGCGUCAAGCUCGCGCAAAUGCAGGGCAUGGAACCACCGCCACCGCCCGCGAAGCUUCCGCCUCCACCCGUGAACGUCACGAUCACGUCCAAGAUCCAGAUGGCCCUCAUGUUCCUGCAUUCGCAAAAAUCGGGCAAGCUCGACCCGGACUUUCCCGUCACGUGGCGAAGCGACUCGGGUUUGCAGGACGGGCGGGAUCAGAACCGAGAUCUUCGAGGCGGUUACUACAUCGGCGGGAGCAACAUCAAGUACCACUUCCCCAUGGCGUAUACCGUGACCAUGCUGUGCUGGGCGCUGCUGGAAUACGAGUCCGUGUUCCGGCUCGUAAAUAUGCACAACGAAAUGGCGGAGCUUAUUGACUGGGGUGUACAGUACAUCCUCCGUACAAGAUACGAGGACCUCAUUUUUGCUCAGGUGGGCACGCCCGAGAUCGACGACGUGUGUUGGAUCCGGCCGGAAGACAUGAGGCCCGCGCAGCGCCCCACCAUGUUCCCCUGCGACAUCGCGCAUCCCUGCUCCGACCUCGCUGGCGAGUACGCCGCCGCGCUCGCUGCCGCAUCGCUCACCUUCCGCGUUGGCAACCCCUCUUACGCGGACGUUCUUCUGAGAAACGCGGCGGAGAUUUUCGAAUACGCGGAUCAGUACCGCGGGAAGUACAGUGACUGGGUCGAAGCAGCGCAAACGGAGUACAAUUCUACCGGGUAUGGCGACGAGCUCAUGUGGGGCGCCACGUGGCUGUACUUCGCGUCGGGAGAUUCAAAGUAUCUGGACUACGUGGUCGGGCCAAACUCGUACAUCUUCGAGACGAACCAGUGGGGUCCGGGCACGAAGACGUUCGACUGGGACAACAAGGCGCCCGGCGUGCAGGUGCUGAUGACGCGGCUGCUAAUGCUGGGGUACGGGGCGGGCAACGAGGGGCAGAUCCCGCAGUACCUGCAGACGUACCUCAACGCCGCGAAGCUCUACGUGUGCCAGCACACGCCGCACUGGCUCCACGCCAACUUCACCGACAGCGGCGGGCUGAUCUACGUGAGCGACGACCAUCCGAUCCAGUACGCGGUGAACGCGGGGUUCCUGUCGGUGCUGGUGAGCGACUACCUGCGCAUCGCCAUCAACGCCAACGUCUCCUCGCACUACCUCGACUGCGACGCCACCAUCGAUGACAUCGUCGACUUCGCCGCCUCGCAGGUGAACUACAUCCUGGGCGACAACCCCCAGAAGAUGAGCUACAUGGUGGGCUUUGGCGACAACUACCCCACGCGCGUGCACCACAGAGCCGCCUCCAUCACGUCUCGGCAUGUGGACCCCACGGCCUUUGACUGCGUCACAGGCCGCAAGUUCAAAAAGUCCAAGUACCCAAACCCUAACGUGCUGGUGGGAGCAAUCGUGGGCGGUCCAGGCCGGGACGACUCAUACCUGGACGACCGCACAAUCCCCCAGCAGAGUGAGCCCCUGCUCUACGUCAAUGCUGUCUUUGCCGGCCUGCUCGCUAGCCUGGGUGCCUUCCGCAGCGGCAACAGCCCGGGCAACUCGCUCACGCGCAUGUGGGCGCAGAUUCCCUGGGCCAAGAAGUAUGCCGAGUCCCUCGAGGAGCUCAUUCCCAAGCCCUACCCCUCACCUCCCAAGCCGCCCGUCUCCCCACCCCCCUGGAGGACCCCUCCCCCGAAGGCCCCCAAGUUCCCCCCCAAGCGGAAUGGCCCCAGCCCUCCCCCUCCGUAUGUCAACCCUCCACCUCCUUCUCCUCCUCCCCCAAGCCCCCCUCCUCCGCGCCCUGUCAAGAAACACACUGCCCCUGCGCCGCCUCUCUUUUACAAGGGCCAGGGGAAAUACAAGGCUCCGGGUGGUGCAGAUCUCCCCACUGCUCCUGCUGCGCACACUGCUCCUGUGAAAGAGAUUCCAGCCACGCUCACGCCUGUUCCGGAUCCAGCGGCUGGUGCUGCCGGUUCUGCAGGGGAUGGCCUGCCGGCAGGGAACCCUAACGUGUUCCCCUGA